AUGGCAUCUAAAGCUUUUAUAUCAGAGGAAGAUUUAACCUGUCCUGUUUGCUGUGACAUCUUCACGGAUCCUGUUGUCCUGUCAUGUAGUCACAGUUUGUGCAAAGACUGUCUACAAAAGUUCUGGAGAACAAAAGGAUCACAGGAGUGUCCUGUCUGUAGGAGAAGAUCAUCAAGAGGUCAACCUCCGAAUAACCUGGCUCUAAAGAACCUGUGUGAGACUUUCUUACAGGAGAGAAGUCAGAGAUCUUCAUCAGGGUCUGAGGACUUCUGCAGUCUGCACAAUGAGAAGUUCAAACUCUUCUGUCUGAAGGAUAAGCAGCCUGUGUGUGUGGUGUGUCAGGCUUCAGAAAAACACACAAAUCACAGAUUUUGUCCAGUAGAUGAAGCUGCUCCACGUUACAGAGAUGAACUGAAGACUGCACUGAAGCCCUUACAGGAGAAACUGGAGAUCUUUAAACAAGUCAAACUGACCUGUGAUAAAACAGCAAAACACAUUAAGACUCAGGCUCAAAGCACAGAGAGACAGAUUAAAGAGGAGUUUGAGAAACUUCACCAGUUUUUACGAGAUGAGGAGACAGUCAGGAUAGCUGCACUGAGGGAGGAAGAGGAGCAGAAGAGUCAGAUGAUAAAGGAGAAGAUUGAGGAGAUGAGUAGAGAGAUAUCAUCUCUUUCAGACACAAUCAGAAGCGUAGAGGAGGAGCUAGGCACAGAGGAUGUGUCAUUCUUGAUGAAUUUGAGGAGCACAACGAGAAGAGCCCAGUGCACACUGCAGGAUCCACAGAUGCUUUCAGGAGCACUGAUCAAUGUGGCAAAGCACCUGGGGAACCUGAAGUUCAGAGUUUGGGAGAAGAUGCAGGAGAUUGUUCAGUACACUCCUGUGAUUCUGGACCCCAACACUGCAUCACCAUGUCUCAUCCUGUCUAAGGAUCUGACCAGUGUGAGAUACAGUGAUGUGAAACAGCAGAUUCCUGAUAAUCCUGAGAGAUUUGAUGAAUAUACAUGUGCUCUGGGCUCUGAGGGUUUUAACUCAGGGACACACUGCUGGGAUGUUGAUGUUGGUGACAAUUCAGACUGGGACCUGGGUGUGACCACAGAGUCAAACCAGAGGAAGGGAAACUCAUUCUUUAACGCUGGUGUCUGGCGUGUCAUGUUGGAUGAUGCCGGUAAAUACUGGUCAGAGGCCUCAGGAGAGUCAUCUACUCCACUGAGAGUGAAUAAUAAACUCCGGAGGAUCAGAGUGAAACUGGACUGGGACAGAGGAAAGGUCUCAUUCUCUGAUCCUCUAAAUAAUACACAACUAUGCACCUUCACACAUAUUUUUACUGAGAGAAUGUUUCCAUACUUCUAUAGUCGCUGUAAACUCUCUCCUCUGAGGAUCUUACCAUUGAAGCAUUGUUGUGCCGAGGGUGUGGCCAUGGUCAUCACACAUGAGAGUUAUAAUCUGACUCUGUGUGACUUGUUCAGUGGCUGUGACAUCAGAACUGUGGUUAAUUGGUUCAUCAGUCUUACAGGUUUUAACUCAGCGACACACUGCUGGGAUGUUGAUGUUGGUGACAAUAGAGACUGGGACCUGGGUGUGACCACAGAGUCAAACCAGAGGAAGGGAAACUCAUUCUUUAACACUGGUGUCUGGCGUGUAAUGUUAGAUGAUGCUGGUGAAUACUGGUCCGAGGCCUCAGGAGAGUCAUCUACUCCACUGAGAAAAGUGAAAGUGAACUUGAUUUUGCAGGAGUCAUUGCAGGGGAAGAGUUGUCAGAAAAUGGCGUCUAAAGCUGUAGUAUCAGUGGAAGAUUUAACCUGUCCUGUGUGCUUUGACAUCUUCACGGAUCCUGUUGUCCUGUCAUGUAGUCACAGUUUGUGUAAAGACUGUCUGCAGCAGUUCUGGAAUAAAAAAGGAUCACAGGAGUGUCCUGUCUGUAGGAGAAGAUCAUCAAAAGGUCAGCCUCCUAGAAACCUGGCUCUAAAGAACCUGUGUGAGACUUUCUUACAGGAGAGAAGUCAGAGAUCUUCAUCAGGGUCUGAGGAGUUCUGCGGUCUGCACAGUGAGAAACUCAAACUCUUCUGUCUGGAGGAUAAACAGCCGGUUUGUUUGGUUUGUCAGACUUCAGAAAAACACACAAACCACAAAUUUCGUCCAGUAGAUGAAGCUGCUCAAGGUUACAGGGAUGAACUGAAGAUUGGAUUGAAAUCCUUACAGGAGAAACUGGAGAUCUUUAAAAAAGUCAAACUGACCUGUGAUGAAACAGCAAAACAUACUCAGAUCCAGGCCCGAAACACAGAAAGUCAAAUUAAAGAGGUGUUUGAAAAACUUCACCAGUUUCUACGAUAUGAAGAGAAAGUCAGGAUAACUGCACUGAGAGAGGAAGAGGAGCAGAAGAGUCAGAUGAUGAAAGAGAAGAUUGAGGAGAUGAGUAGAGAGAUAUCAUCUCUUUCAGACACAAUCAGAGCCAUAGAAGAGGAGUUAGAUUCUGAGCCCAAACCCACAGCAGCACUGAUUCCUGAAUGUUAUUCCAGAGCCCAGUGCACACUGCAGGAUCCAGAGGUGAUUUCAGGAGCACUGAUCAAUGUGGCAAAGCACCUGGGUAACCUGAAGUUCAGAGUGUGGGAGAAGAUGAAGGACAUUGUUCAAUACACUCCUGUGAUUCUGGACCCCAACACUGCAGCGCCAGAUGUAAUCCCGGAUCUGACCAGUGUGACAUACAAUGAUGAGGAACAGCAGAUUCCUGAUAAUCCAGAGAGAUUUGAUACAUAUGCAUGUGUUCUGGGCUCUGAGGGUUUUAACUCAGAGACACACUGCUGGGAUGUUGAUGUUGGGGACAGCACAUGCUGGGAAUUGGGUGUGACCACAGAAUCAAACCAGAGGAAGGGAGACAUGUUCUUUGACACUGGUGUCUGGUGUGUUGGGUUAGAUGAAGAUGGUAAAUACAGGUCACAGGCCUCAGGAGAGUCAGAUUUUUCACUGACAGUGAAUAAUAAACUCCAGAGGAUCAGAGUGGAACUGGACUGGGACAGAGGAAAACUCUCAUUCUCUGAUCCUCUAAAUAAUACACACAUACGCACCUUCACACACAUUUUUACUGAGACAGUGUUUCCAUUUUUCUAUAAUUACUGCAAACUCUCUCCUCUGAGGAUCUUACCAGUGAAGCAUUGUGUAACAGUGAAACAGUACAAUUAG
Chanos chanos (milkfish) is the source of this 3177-nucleotide messenger RNA. RefSeq lists its product as uncharacterized. The record is from RefSeq and is a predicted model, not a curated record. NCBI's taxonomy places the organism in Eukaryota, Metazoa, Chordata, Actinopteri, Gonorynchiformes, Chanidae. The coding region runs from base 1 to 3177 and encodes 1058 amino acids. The transcript is spliced from 13 exons. Gene Ontology annotation, molecular function: protein binding; zinc ion binding.